Messenger RNA from Mercurialis annua (annual mercury), 1325 nucleotides. Its product is annotated as eukaryotic translation initiation factor 3 subunit I-like. NCBI's taxonomy places the organism in Eukaryota, Viridiplantae, Streptophyta, Magnoliopsida, Malpighiales, Euphorbiaceae. Gene Ontology annotation, molecular function: protein binding; translation initiation factor activity; RNA binding. The record is from RefSeq and is a predicted model, not a curated record. Bases 106 to 1086 code for a protein of 326 amino acids. Gene Ontology annotation, cellular component: eukaryotic translation initiation factor 3 complex, eIF3m; cytoplasm. Gene Ontology annotation, biological process: cytoplasmic translational initiation. The transcript is spliced from 8 exons.
GCAUCAUCUUCCUUCUCUGUCUCCUUCCUCUGUAACUAAAACCCUAGCUGGUUCGCCACUCAAACCCACUCAGAUCGGAGCUACAACAAACCAACCCACAACAAAAUGAGACCAAUUUUAAUGAAAGGGCACGAAAGGCCCUUAACUUUCUUAAAAUACAACAAAGAAGGCGAUCUUUUAUUCUCCUGCGCUAAAGAUCACACUCCCACCGUCUGGUUCGCCGACAACGGCGAGCGUUUAGGCACUUAUCGCGGCCACAACGGCGCCGUUUGGUGCUGUGACGUUUCAAGGGAUUCGAAGAGGUUGAUAACGGGAAGUGCGGACCAGACGGCAAAAUUAUGGGAUGUGAAAACAGGGACUCAAUUGCACUCUUUUAACUUUGACUCUCCAGCUCGGUGUGUUGAUUUUUCAGUUGGGGAUAAACUUGCUGUUAUUACUACUGAUCCUUUCAUGGAAUUGACUUCUGCUAUUCAUGUUAAACGCAUUGCUCGUGAUCCCACUGACCAGGUGGGCGAGUCCGUGCUGGUUCUCAGGGGUCCACAAGGAAGAAUCAACAGAGCUGUUUGGGGGCCUCUUAACCAGACUAUCAUAAGUGCUGGAGAAGAUGCUGUAAUUCGCAUAUGGGAUUCUGAGACGGGAAAACUUUUGAAAGAGAACGAUCGUGAAAUUGGACAUAAGAAGGCUAUAUCAUCACUUGCAAAGUCAUCUGAUGGUUCACAUUUUAUAACCGGUUCUUUAGAUAAAUCUGCUAAGCUCUGGGACACCAGAACAUUGGCUCUUAUCAAGACCUAUGUAACAGAACGUCCAGUCAAUGCGGUUACAAUGUCUCCCCUGCUUGAUCAUGUUGUUCUGGGAGGUGGUCAGGACGCGUCAGCUGUCACUACUACUGAUCAUCGUGCUGGGAAAUUUGAAGCCAAAUUUUAUGACAAGAUCCUUCAAGAAGAAAUUGGAGGUGUGAAAGGUCACUUUGGACCAAUAAAUGCUUUGGCUUUUAACCCCGAUGGGAAAAGUUUCUCAAGUGGAGGUGAAGAUGGAUAUGUGAGGUUACAUCAUUUUGAUUCAGAUUACUUCAAUAUCAAAAUUUAAAUACGAGCACAUAUUUGAAUCACAAUCUUGCUUUAGAAAUCAGAGGUUAGAAGAUUCACCAAUGAAGAUGGAUUGGAAUUUUGAUAUUUGUACGUUGAAGGGGCAUAGUGUUACGAAGUACUCUUUUUACGCUAAAAUUACUUCUGUUUGUAAGAACUGCUUGCGAAAUGUUGGCAUCAGCAAGAGAUACAAAAUUGUUUUCCUUUCAAUUCAUCCUCUAAUUUUCAUAGUUACUUUCA